Molecule: messenger RNA, 2289 nt
Organism: Asparagus officinalis (garden asparagus)
Lineage: Eukaryota; Viridiplantae; Streptophyta; Magnoliopsida; Asparagales; Asparagaceae
Exons: 2
Coding region: 455-1981 (508 amino acids)
Molecular function (GO): nucleic acid binding; zinc ion binding
Source: RefSeq, a predicted model, not a curated record
UGUCCAGUAUUUGCCUGUUCUAGCCCAUGUAUUAUCUAUACACAUGGCGGCUAAUUCGGCGAAGACAGGAGCGUUCACUCAGAUCAAGGCAGGGGGGGGUAAACUCUAAGAUCAAUGUUCCUCAGGUAUGUCCUCCAAUCUACAAAGGUGUUCUUGCAUCAUCUCCUCAAAGACAAGUCAUUCAAGAUGCACACAAGGGGUAUGUUAUUUCUAGAAUUUUUAAAAAACCAGUUUCUGAGCUUCCCUAUGCUCCUGCACCCAUCACGAAGCGUCAGCCACAUCCUAAUCCCUUCUCAUGUCGUUUCGUUGAUCUUUUUGACAACCGCCAAAAUCCAAAGAAACCCCUACUUUUUCGUCCUUCUCAUCCUUUCAAAACAGUCUAGGGCUUUCUAAACAGGCGGAGAAUUCUGAUCAAGGCUGGAAAACAGUCUCUUACAAAAAGAAAGUGAAGAAGAUGGAUAAUAAACUGUGGCGUCAACCUUUCCCGGCGGAUUACAUGGAUCCCAAGCAAUCCCGUCGUUGCUUUAAUUGUGGUGAUGAUCGUCAUUCUGUUAAAUUUUGUCCGAAGGGAGCUUUUAUCUGUUUUAAUUGCCAUGAGGAAGGCCACAUUGCUAAAAAUUGCAGAUCACAUCUCAGACCCUCAGAGAAGAAGGUAGAUCUUUCUGCUUCGCAAACCCUUUGCAACAAUUCUAAAGUUCUUGCCACCUUUGCUAUUCUUACUAUUACAGAGGGUUCACCGUCCUUAGAGCUUAUUAAGGUCAGACUAUCUUCGUUUUUCAAUUGGUCUACAUGGCAUGGCAAAGUAAUUCCACUUGUUAACAAUAGAUACCUUGUGGAAUUCCCUUCUCUUUUCCAACUAUCAGAGUCUGUUGAAGAAAAAGCUCUUAAUUUCGAUGCUUUUAAGGGAUGGUUUGCCCCAUGGAAUGAAAACGUAGGUAUGAAGAAAGUUGAUUCUGCCUUCUAUCAGUGGUUAAAAAUAAAAAAUUUGCCUUUACAUUUUUGGUCCAUUGAUAUUUUAGAGAAGAUCGUUGAAUCAUUUGGUGAGCUAGUCAGAGGAUGCAAAAAUAUAACAGACAAGCUUAAUGGUCAGGAUGUGCGCAUCCUGGUUAAAGUCAAAUCUGCUGAUUGUAUUCCGAAAACAGUUGUUUGUUCAUACAUAUCUCAAAUAGAUUCUUUUACAAGAGAAGUUUCUUUAGAGCUAAUCCCAAUCGGAGCUGGUCAAUUGGGUUCAGAAGUUAUUGAUACACAACUAUCAGCAAUGCAAGCGCAGGGUGACGUUGUUUUAGACUCUAAAUGGGAGGGUCAAAUUUCUAUGCCAAUAGCAGAGCAAAUCAAGAAUGCAACGUUGAUUGAUCAAAAUAAGCAAGCAAAUAAGGAAGUUGAUAAGGGAAAGCAGGUCAUGAUUCAAAAUUCAAACGUGGCGGAAUAUAAGGGAUCUUCUCUAGAGAAAUUCAAGGAAAUCAUUCAAAAAAAUACCACAUCUGUUAUGGAGAUUGAUUCUCAGGAGCCAGGUCAAUUGGAGCGUGUUAAUGCGGUUAUUCAGGACCCAAUCAAGGAAGCUGAAAUUCUUGCUGAUACCGAAUCAACAUCAGAACCUCAUCAAGAUCUUCCAUUUGAUUUGAUUAAACAUUCUUGGAAAGACAAAAUCAUUUAUAUUGAGAAAUCAACGUGGGAAGCAUAUUUUGGCGGAAAUAAAGGAGCUUCUAAUUCAAUUUCAUCAUCUACAUCUUUCCCGCCAAAUUCUAAUCAAACACCUGCUAUUCAAAGCUCUUCUUCAGUUCCACCUGGGUUCUCUAAAAAAAUCUCCUCAUCAUCGGUUGCUCGUGUAAGACGGACCACGUUGAAUCAUAAACAUAGGAGCUUCUUAAAUCAGGCAAUUUCAGCUAAGAAGAUUAUCAGGCCUUCUAAAAAAGUUGCUAAAUCAGGAGCUAAAGCUGAACAAGUCUUGGCCAUGCUUGAAGCCAAUCCUCUACAUGCUUGAAGCCAAUCCUCUACCUAGGAGUAAUGCAGGAUGAUUGUUUUGAUAGUUUGCUUUGGUGGACUUUGGAAUUAUGUUUUCUUGUAAAUAAUCCUUGUUACCUUUUGAUUUUUUGUUAUUUGUUAGACAUCAGUAGUUUAGUUACUUUUGAUUAUAUGUAUGGCUGGCUUUGGUUCUUCCUUAAAUCUGUGUCAACGGUGAAUGACGACAAGGUCCUCUCUUCAUCUUCAUGGAUCUUUGGAAGAAGAAAGUUAUACAUCCCUAAUCACAAGGAACUAAAUCUACUGUUAUCUAACAUAUGGAUACACUUC